AUGACCAAGAUUCUUGUGACGGGUACGUCGCGUCUACAGGUUCCCGCACCCUUUGCGAGGAGAGGAAAGGAAAGGAAAGAUGUGCGAGUGCUGACUUGGAACUUGCUGUACGACGACAGGUGGCUCGGGCUUCAUCGCCGGUAUGCCCAAUUCCCCCCCUUCCCUCCCUCUUCGCCAGAGAAACCCCCACAAGCGGGCGUCCUUUCCCACGACGGAUGGCUAACGCAGACGCGGAACAACAACAACAGCGCACCUCGUGGACCAGCUCCUCGCGGCGGGCCACACGGUGGUGACGACGGUGCGCUCCGAGGACAAGGCCGCGCGGCUGCGCGACGCGCACGCCGACAAGGGCGACAGGCUGAGCGUCAUCGUGGUGGGCGACAUUGCCGUCGAGGGCGCCUUCGACAAGGUGGUGGAGGGCACGCCGGGGCUCGAGGUGGUGAUGCACACGGCGACUGGAUGUUGGUUUGCGGCGGGCGGGAGGCCAGACGGAUAGGGGAACUCUGUUUUACGGAGCUCAUCGACCCAGCCCUCGUCGGCACCACGUCCAUCCUCCGCGCCGUGCACCGCUCCGCCCCCUCGGUGCGCCGCGUCGUCGUCACCUCGUCCUUCGCCGCCGUCCUCACGGAGACGCUCCUCGACGACCCGGCCACCACCUUUUCCGAGGCGUCGUGGAACCCCUCCACGCUCGCCGACGUGCACUCCUCCCCCGCCACCGCCUACCGCGUCUCCAAGACGCUCGCCGAGCGCGCCGCCUGGGACUUUGUCGCCCGCGAGAAGCCCGCCUUCGACCUCGCCACCGUCUGCCCCCCCAUGGUCUACGGCCCCCUCGCCCCCGGCGUCGGCGUCGCGUCCCUCGACGCUGUCAACACCUCAAAUGAGCGCUUCGUCGCCAUGCUGCGCGGCAAGUGGGCGUCCGAGAUCCCCGCCACGGGGCCCGUGUCCAUCUGGGUUGAUGUGCGGGAUGUGGCGCGCGCGCAUGUCCUCGCCAUGGAGAAGCCGGAUGCUGGCGGCCGACGCCUGUACACGGUGGGCGGGCGCUUCUCCAACCGCCGCCUCGUCGAGAUUGUGCGCGAGCGCUUCCCCGAGUACAAGGACCGGCUCCCCGGGCCCGACGUCCCUGGUGGCGAGGCGCCCCCCGCGGACAAGAACUUCAAGUACAACAACGACGAGACGGUGCGUGUCCUGGGCAUCAAGUGGACGAGCCUCGAGGACAGCGUCGAGGGCGUUGUGCAGUCUCUCAAGAAGUACGGGUUGUAA
This is a messenger RNA of Purpureocillium lilacinum, 1260 nucleotides long. The record is from RefSeq and is a predicted model, not a curated record. NCBI's taxonomy places the organism in Eukaryota, Fungi, Ascomycota, Sordariomycetes, Hypocreales, Ophiocordycipitaceae.